UCUCUCCUUAAAUCUUCCAAUUACUUCUCUAGGAUUUCAGGAGGAACGACGAUUCCAUCAUGGGUGGAGGAGUAGCCAUUAGAGCUGCAACCAAGGUUGCCAGUUUCGGGGUUAAUGGCGGUCUGCGAGGUUCUCCGUUGGUGCCAACUGCAGAGCAGUCGAUGGCGACUGCCUCUCAAAAGGUUUCAAGGCCUGCGACUUCUCUUGUCUCUUCAGUGUCCACAGAAGAAGGGAGGUCUUCCUUCUUGCUUUCUAGUCAGAAUGGGAAAGUCGAUGCAUCUGUUCAGAGGCCGUUAUGGGACGAUGACUGGGAAUUUGCUUUGUAUGAAGAAGACCUGCAUGUAGAUUCAAUGACUCCAAUGCCUAGAGUUGUCUUUGGAGGAGUUCCAACAAUGGAGGAAGCCACAGAGGCUACUUCCGAAUUGAAAGAAGCCCUAGAGCAGGUGUAUUUUUCUUCAAAUUCCAGUGUUGGUUCAGAAACAAAACCUUGUGUCACUGAGGAAACUGCAGUGGCCUUACCUUCAGUGCCAAAUCAUGCCCUCCAGGCAUUCGUGUUGCUGAAAGAGAGUUCCGCAGCCCAGAGGGCUGUUGCUUCGCUUGCCUCUGACAAAAAUGUCUGGGAUGCCGUGAUGCAAAAUGAGAAAGUUGUGGAGUUCUUCCAAUCUCAGCGGACAACUGGUAUCCUUCCCGAUGAAAUGGAUUUGAAUGACAAGGAAUCAUGUGGAGAUAAUGGAUUUGAUGGUCAGGAAUCAAUAAAGAACACUGAUAACGAGGAUGAUGGUAAAUCUUCUGGAAGCUCUGAAAGUGGCUUCAUGGGUUUUAUGAAGAAUGUUAAGCUUAAGGUGAAGAAUGUCAAGCUUAAGGUGACGGAAAUGGUGAUGAAUAUGUCCGAUUUCAUCCAGAGCCUUUUUGGAGGUUUGGUAGCAGGAAACGAGUCUGUCGAUGAAAAGGGUAGUGCCAGUGGAAUGCCCAAGGACAAAACUGCAGCAGCAGGCUUCAUGGGAUUGGUUAUAUUAGUAAUUAUGGUGGUUUUGGUGAAGCGUGGAUAGAGAGUGAUUUACUUAUCAAUUAGCCGACAUUACAAAUGUAAUGAUUUUUACAGACUUGCUUGCUAUAUAUGCUCUGGCUGUUGGGAUAUUUGAUGAUAUGGCUACUAGGUUUUCUGUACAGUAAAA
Telopea speciosissima is the source of this 1175-nucleotide messenger RNA. RefSeq lists its product as uncharacterized. The transcript has 4 exons. The coding region runs from base 60 to 1049 and encodes 329 amino acids. NCBI's taxonomy places the organism in Eukaryota, Viridiplantae, Streptophyta, Magnoliopsida, Proteales, Proteaceae. The record is from RefSeq and is a predicted model, not a curated record.